GCUCAACUAAAAGAUUUCGAGUUGAAAGGACGUCUAGGAGGUGGAUCAUAUGGAAUUGUACUUCUGGUCAAGCACACGAAAACCAAAAUAUUGCAUGCUUUGAAGAUUCAACUUCCCGAUAAGGCUAUUUAUUUUUAUUACGACUCUUAUGAAGAAAAUAUUUUGUCUGCAGUUAAUUUUCCGUUUGUAGUUAAUCUAAACUACGUAAUACAUGAACAUAAAAUAUUUGGUUUAGCUUUAGAAUAUGUCGAUGGUGGUGAUCUUCUUAAGCACCUCUUCCGAGUUGGAAAAUUUAGCAAUAUUCAAUCAAAAUUUAUUGCAAGUCAAUUGGUAUUAGCUUUAGAACAUCUUCAUCACCUCAAAAUUGUUCACAGAGACAUCAAGCCAGAAAAUAUACUCAUGGAUAUGAAAGGUUAUACCAAACUUUCAGACUUUGGUUUUGCAAAACUGGUGAACGGUCGCACAUAUACUUGGUGUGGUACGCCAAACUAUAUCGCACCUGAAAUCAUUAAAAUGAAAGGUUAUAACAAUUCUGUAGACUGGUGGUCAUUUGGAAUUCUGCUCUAUGAGUUAAUUUCUGGCAAUCCACCGUUCGAUGAUGACGACCAUUCCAGAAUUUAUUCCAAAGUUUUAGCUGGUCAGGUACGUUUUUUUCACUUGAAAAUAUUUUGUAAAUAUCGAUUAUUAAUUGUCAUUAUCAAUUACCAUUAUUAA
This is a messenger RNA of Helobdella robusta, 714 nucleotides long. RefSeq lists its product as hypothetical. Gene Ontology annotation, biological process: peptidyl-serine phosphorylation. The record is from RefSeq and is a predicted model, not a curated record. Gene Ontology annotation, molecular function: ATP binding; cAMP-dependent protein kinase activity. The transcript has 6 exons. The annotation marks the transcript as partial. Gene Ontology annotation, cellular component: cAMP-dependent protein kinase complex; nucleus. Lineage: Eukaryota; Metazoa; Annelida; Clitellata; Rhynchobdellida; Glossiphoniidae.